This is a messenger RNA of Penicillium verhagenii, 189 nucleotides long. RefSeq lists its product as uncharacterized. The coding region runs from base 1 to 189 and encodes 62 amino acids. The record is from RefSeq and is a predicted model, not a curated record. Lineage: Eukaryota; Fungi; Ascomycota; Eurotiomycetes; Eurotiales; Aspergillaceae. The transcript has 2 exons.
AUGCAGUUCAUCACCAUCUUCAUUGCUACCCUGGCCGCCGUUGCCUCUGCCUCCCAGACCGCCGACAAGAAGCGUUCCUGCGUUGGUAACUACGAGGUUGCUUGCAACUCUGGAAAUGCCUGCUGCGAUGGUUGGAAAUGUGUCGGUGCCACUGAGUGGAACGCUGGCGUCUGCAUCCCCAACUACUAG